Messenger RNA from Eriocheir sinensis (Chinese mitten crab), 4672 nucleotides. Its product is annotated as breast cancer anti-estrogen resistance protein 3 homolog. The coding region runs from base 981 to 3770 and encodes 929 amino acids. NCBI's taxonomy places the organism in Eukaryota, Metazoa, Arthropoda, Malacostraca, Decapoda, Varunidae. The record is from RefSeq and is a predicted model, not a curated record. Gene Ontology annotation, molecular function: phosphotyrosine residue binding; guanyl-nucleotide exchange factor activity. The transcript is spliced from 15 exons. Gene Ontology annotation, biological process: small GTPase-mediated signal transduction; positive regulation of peptidyl-serine phosphorylation.
GGCUCUGAAACUACUGACGACGCUUUUGACGUGGUGGCGGAAACGGUGACAGAGACGAGUUCCAGGAAAGAUCAAGUUGCCAUUAACGGUUCUAUAAAUUCUCACCCGGAUGUUAUUGUGUGGGUGUGUGGGCUGAACGGUGUCUUAUCUGGUAUAGUGAUCGGCUCGCGAGUGUAUGGUGAGGGUGGUGGUGUGCUGAUGGUGAUUGUAUAGUGACGUGUGGCUUGCAAGUGAGAUGAAACAGUGAGUUACCCAUUGAAACAAGUCUUAUAGGAAAGUUACUGAUUGGAUGUGCACUGUAUUGUAUUUGUUUGUCGUUGUGAAAAUAUGGGACAGCAAAGAAAGUAGGUGGUGUCUCUCUGAAAGUGCAUCAUAUAUCAUAUUAGACUAGAAGUGCAAUGAACAGCAACAUAAUUAAAGUCAGUAGAAUGUGUUUGAAAGUGACAUUUUCGACAGUAACGUGAAAGUGAAAGGGAAAAGAUACCUAACCAAGCAACCGUGAAACUUUUAAAUCAAUAAAAAAAACAUUAGCGGAAGUAUAAGUAAAUUUAGAAGCGCAAAAAGUUAUAGAGGUGUGAAUGUGUUUAUUAGACUUUUCUUUGUUUAUGUAAAAGUGAAGAAAAAGAAAACUAACAAACGAGACAAUUGUGAUAUUUUGUACAAUAAUAUACUUUCAUUUCAUUCAGUAAAGGUAGAAACUAAGUGUAAUUGAGAGUAUAAGGAUCCACACAUUACCGUCUCCUAAUUGUUUGAUAGAAGACAAACACUUUAGACUGAAAUUAAGGAAACACUGAAACACGUACAAUACCUCGAUUUUCUUUAACUUAACAACGCAGAAACUUACAUCAGAAAAAAAAGCAAGCGUGUGUUGAGACAAGCACUCGUUACCCUCCCAAUCCUAAGAGCCUGGGAGUCGAACACCUGCUCAGAGGGAGGGACGAACACCAGUCUGCCAGCCGAGAUAAACAAGUCGAGGCAAGAUGGACCAGUUCUUCAAGUUCGACAAAGGGUCGUUGAUGUCCAGUCUCCGUCGAGGGGCGUCACUGCGGAGGAUGUCGUGGCUGCCGCGCCGCCCCCACCUGGAGUGCAAGGCGUGGCUCUCCUCCCUCGACCUGCCGCAGUACGCAGAGUGUUUCGCGAAGUUCGACGGCGUGGAGGACUUCCUAUACUUCGACGAGGCCAAGAUAAAAGACUUAGGCGUGCGGAACUCGGCUCACCGGCUCAAGAUUAUGUCCUCACUCGAGAUGCUCAAGCAGAAAUGGGAGAAGAACCACAAACUCAAGACCGUCGACCCGAGUCCUCGCCGCAGCUACGUGGACCACCGAAACAGACCCCUGCCGGACCCGCUCGAGAUCACGCCCGAAGUUGUUCUGCGCUCCGACGAAGGCAUCCACAGCAGCCACAGGAGGAAUGCCAAGAAGCGAGAGGCGACCGUACUGAGCCCUUCUUCCAUCAUCAAAAUGUCGUUUGACCUUGAGAAGGAGGCGGCGGCGCAAGCGCAUGAGGCGGGGGAGCUGAAGAGGCUGCUGGAGUGGGAGCUGAGUCAGGACGCAAACGAGCUGAGCAGCCACGCCUGGUACCACGGCACCAUCCCCCGCGCCCGCGCCGAGGAGGUGGUGCUCAAGGACGGCUCCUUCCUCAUCAGGGACUGCAUCUCCCAGCCCGGCGACUACGUCCUCACAUGCCACUGGGCGGGACAGACGCUGCACUUCGUUAUUCAGAAGACGGUGGUGCAGCCCAACACUGUGUACGAGCGGAUACAGUACCAGCUGGAGGACGACGCCUACGACUCCAUCCCUGACCUGGUGCGGGCGUACGUGGGCGGAAAGAAGCCCAUCACGAAUUCUUCCGGCGCGCGCAUCGCCACGCCCGUCAACCGCACGCUGCCGCUCAGCUUCUACGCCUCAAAAUACGCUGUGCAGACGGCCCACACCUUCACCCACGGCACCCUCAGCAGACCCAUCACCCGCGCCUCAGACCCAUCGCCGGGAAGCACCGGCCUGGCGGGAAGCAUGUUGAGGCACCAGCACUCCUACAGCGGGCCGGUGGGCGUGGGCUGCACCUUCGUCCGGAGCCCCGCCCACUCGCCCCCCAGGAUGCGGCGGGAUACGGCGCCCACGCUGCCCUUCAAACCGCGCAGCAACAGCACCUCCAGGCCGCCCGAGGACCCACCCGAAGGAGCGGCAGGCACACCGGAAGAGAAAAGCUGCAGCAACGAUGGGGUGAUUGGCAGCCGACCUUCCGUAGAGCAGACCAAGUUUACCUCCCAGUCCCUGCCUCGCAAAAUGGCCCCAAAGUCCUUUUCAGUGGCUUCCGAGCAUGUCCCGGCAUUAGACAGUAGUACAGUACCUCAGGAGGGCCUCAAGACCCCUGAAAAGACAGCAGAGGAAGAGCCUCCACCUCCACCAAAGCCAUCUCGGGUUCCCUCGUUCAAGGUGAAGCCACGAAAGCCUCCCCAGCAAGCGCCUCUCGGUGAGCGUCUGUAUGCAGAAAUAGACGAAGCUGAUGAAGAUGAGACCAGAGAAAGGCCAUCUGCUGAUGAUCUCAAGACCCCCACCAGCAGCAGUGAAGCAGAAAAUAGCAUGAAAAACACUGAGGAUGGAAUAGGAGGCUCCGUGCUGCGUCACUCCAGACUCUCCGAGACCUACCAACCCUCAGGCUCUGACUCCGGCAAUGGGUCAGGAGACUCUGUACAGACCUCAGCCAGUGAUGCUCAAAACCGAGACAGUCAAGCCUCUUUCGGAGACAGCAGCAGCGUGCACCUGGAGGAGGACUCGGUUGUGGAUGAACCGGUGCUCUUCAGCAUACCAGAGCCCAUCUCCUCCUCAGCCUUUGAUCUUGAGAACUUCAGCACCCUGUUGUUGAACUCAAUUGAGAACAAGCCCCUUGAUACCACUGCCCUCAAGGGAGUGAAGAAUACACUGAUGGAGAGUGGCUCAAGAGUCCUGGCUUCUCAUCUAACACAAGUAGACCUCGAGCUGCUGAACGGUGUUGGAGAGAAUGACUUUGGCCUGGGAGUGACUUCAGGAAUUGAAUUAAUAACUCUGCCUCAUGGUGCUCAACUAAGAGCAGACCUGAUUGAGAGGACCGAGUGCUUGAAGUUGUUGGUGGCGGUGACCAUACUGAUGACGACUGAUCUGAAUGAACGUGCCGAGAUAAUCUACCGCUGGAUCCAGGUGGCUGUGGACACCAAGACGGCAAUGGGAAAUUUGUACAGCUUCACAGGCAUCAUGCUGGGGCUGUGUCUCCCGGAGAUCCAGCGCCUCACCAGUACCUGGCACACCGUGAGGCAGAAGUAUACAGAUUCUGCUUAUAAUUUUGAGUCCAAGUUAAGGUCAACCCUGAAGGCCAUGAAUGAGUGCACCAACCCCCAGGCGCCCAACACCACCAUCCCCCACCUGCUGCCCUUCCUGCUGCUCUGUGAAAGGGACCUUAAUGACAUCUAUGCAAUGCACAGACAUAGCUCAUCAAUACUACAGUGGGAGAGCACAGCCUCAGACUAUGGCCUGCAGAUGCUGGUCUCCCACCUUCAGGAAGCCAGAGUCGUCAGUCAAGACCUAAACCUCUACAGGCGGAAUGCUGAACACAUCCUGCCAGACCCAAACAAUCUCGAGGAACUCACCCUAGACAUGUUCCGCACAGAGUUCCACCUCAAGUUUCUGUGGGGAAGCAAAGGAGCAGUUGCAGGCACUGAUGAACGGCAUGCCAAGUUCUUGCAGGUGGUGGGGACCCUCUCGGAGCGGUGUGAACCAACCCCAACAGCGUCUUGAACAUCUAGUGAUUCCUCUUCAGUGCAUCAGAUACAGACUCCCACUGAAUUCUGUGCAAUAGGAUGAUUAUUAGUGGUGUCCAUCCUUAACACAUUUGUGAUAACUUUAAAAAAGGCAUGAAAUGGAUUAAUGUUCCAUUUCUAAAGGCCAAAAACUAAUCAAGUCAUUACAAGUGCAUGGAAAAGUUAUACAAAAUUUUUGUAUAUUUUCAAGCAUGCUCUUCCUUGUGUACUGUACUCUCAGAACCCUUGUAUAUUUAACUGAAGCAAACUAUGAUUCCACUUAGUGUAUUACAAAUACUUCUCACCUUUCUUCCCUGAAAUCCACAAAAGAUCUUGAAGGUCUUUGGAGAGAAGACCAGGCAUCUUGUUGCCUUCACUUCCCACGCCAUCAAGCUAGAAAGAUACUCAUCAUGAGACUAAGCAUUGAGGCAGUUUUCCCUAGAUGCUUACACACAACCGGUGUGAUGGCUUUGUAAUGAAUAACACAAUGACGCUCAGAAAUGGAUUGAGUACAUGGGAAAGCUUCAUUGCUAUCACAUAUUUUAACAUUUAUUUAUUGACACUGGCUUGUUAAGCAUCAUACUCUUGAUGAGUGUCUAACAAAAGGUGCUUUUGUUGCUGGUCAAGCAAUAUUUUCUGAAAACUUUAUGCAGGAAGUAUUGUGUUCCAUGAAAUUACAAGCAGAUGGAUGACAUUUAUAAUGAAAAGCUGUAACAGUUUAGAGGUGAAUGGGUGAGCAGGUAAUGAGUGAGUGAUAUUACUGAUUUAGGGAUAUCCUGUGUGGGUGUUUACACGUGUUUGUAAUGUGCAUCCUACAUAAGUUCUAGUCAAAGUAGUUCUAUGUGUCAUUUUGAGUAUGUAAAUAUAUGACUUUGUACUUAAUGUAAAUAUACCAAUGAA